AUGAUGCCCACUGUCGCAGUACUUUUCCAAGCAAUUAACCCCCCUAUCAUAAAUGGAGUCCGCAAGCCGCGCAAACCAGGUGCCUACCAAGACUCAGGCGCAGACAUCGCCUACACUCUCCACUCCAAAGGAAUAAACAUCCUCACGCCAACCCCAACCCCAUCCCCAAAGAAGCACGAAGGCGCGACACACCUAUGGGCAAACACAACUGUCUUCUCAUCGCAUCCUCUCCAAACAUCAUCUGCCCUAGACCGCCACGCCUCCAAAAUCCAAGUAAUAGGCCAACCACCAGGUCUAGUCGAGAAAUUCGACGACAAGCUCUAUCUCAACGACAAACUUCGCUCUUUGGGCGAUACAUUCACCUUACCAAAAUCAUGGGCAGUAAAAGCCACCCAUAACGCCCACGAUCUGCACACAUUCAUCCAGAAGAACAUCCCAGCCUACCCCAUCGUCGGGAAACCAGUUCGCGGCCGCGGAAGCCACGGCGUGAAAGUCUGCCACGACCCAGCCGAACUGACCGAGCAUAUCCAGUCGCUCUUUGACGAAUCGCCCGUCGUCUUACUAGAGGAGUUUCUCGCUGGCGAGGAGGCUACCAUUACGGUUAUGCCUCCCUCCCCCGCAAACCCGCAGUAUUGGAGUAUGGCGCCAGUCAUGAGAUGCAACCACGAUAAUGGCAUCGCGCCGUAUAACGGGACAGUUGCUGUCACGGCCAAUUCGCGCGUCAUCUCGGCAGAGGAGUUGGCGCUUGAUUCGGCUUAUGGGGUUGUUAUGAGGCAGUGUGAGCGUGUGGCUGCGUUGAUUAGGGCUACUGCGCCGAUUCGAAUUGAUAUCCGGCGGUUUGGGGCGGGGGCUGGGGCGUUUGCUAUUUUCGAUGUGAAUAUGAAACCGAAUAUGACGGGUCCGGGUCGUCCGGGUCGUGAGGAUCAGGCUAGUUUGACUGCUAUGGCUGCUACGGCUUCUGGGUGGGAUUAUGCGAGGUUGUUGCGAGAGAUGAUGGAUGGGGCUUCUUCUUUGGAGGUGUUUCGUCAGUAUCAGAGUCCUUUUUAG
This is a messenger RNA of Penicillium nucicola, 1047 nucleotides long. RefSeq lists its product as uncharacterized. Lineage: Eukaryota; Fungi; Ascomycota; Eurotiomycetes; Eurotiales; Aspergillaceae. The transcript is spliced from 4 exons. The record is from RefSeq and is a predicted model, not a curated record. Gene Ontology annotation, molecular function: metal ion binding; D-alanine-D-alanine ligase activity; ATP binding. Bases 1 to 1047 code for a protein of 348 amino acids. Gene Ontology annotation, biological process: peptidoglycan biosynthetic process.